UUUUCUUUCUUUUUUAACAAACCAAUUAUGGAUAAAUUAAUAUUUUGAUUGACAAUGUAUAUAAAUAUACGUUUCCAGUUUAAUUUUUAUAGUUUUGCAUUAAAUUUUUUCUUUCUUUUCUUUUCUCAAAAAACUUCAAACAAAAAAGCGGUGUUUGUAUUUAGUGCCAUUUGUUACGUCAAUUUCUCUUUAUUACGUCAUAUUUUUCAAUCAAUGCCUAUGAUAAGUUAAUUACGUCAUUUUUUUAAAUCAUCUAAACAAUUAAACACUUUUACACUCAGAACACUGAGGUUUCUCUUACGACAUUUUUUUAUUUCCUUGUAAAUGUCUUAUCUUAAUAAAGACAUUCUUUUCUUAUUAUUUGAAGAA
Messenger RNA from Rhizophagus irregularis DAOM 181602=DAOM 197198, 369 nucleotides. NCBI's taxonomy places the organism in Eukaryota, Fungi, Glomeromycota, Glomeromycetes, Glomerales, Glomeraceae. The record is from RefSeq and is a predicted model, not a curated record.